Gaeumannomyces tritici R3-111a-1 is the source of this 1024-nucleotide messenger RNA. RefSeq lists its product as hypothetical. The record is from RefSeq and is a predicted model, not a curated record. The transcript has 2 exons. Bases 4 to 669 code for a protein of 221 amino acids. Lineage: Eukaryota; Fungi; Ascomycota; Sordariomycetes; Magnaporthales; Magnaporthaceae. Gene Ontology annotation, molecular function: RNA binding; RNA helicase activity. Gene Ontology annotation, biological process: mRNA export from nucleus; mRNA splicing, via spliceosome.
GAUAUGCGUAGGGACGUGCAAGAGAUCUUCCGGGCCACACCUCAGCAGAAGCAGGUCAUGAUGUUCUCGGCCACGCUCUCGGACGAGAUCAAGCCGAUCUGCAAGAAGUUCAUGCAGAACCCCACGGAGCACUAUGUCGAUGAAGACACCAAGUUGACGCUGCACGGCCUGCAGCAGUACUACCUCGCUCUCGAGGAGAGGGAGAAGAACCGGAAGCUCAACGAGCUUCUGGACGACCUUCAGUUCAACCAGGUCAUCAUCUUCGUCAAGAGCACCCUCCGUGCUACGGAGCUGGACAAGCUCCUGCGCGAGUGCAACUUCCCCUCGAUCGCUGUCCACUCGGGCGUCAGCCAGGAGGAGCGUAUCCGCCGCUACAAGGAGUUCAAGGAGUUCAACAAGCGCAUCUGCGUCGCCACCGACGUCUUCGGCCGCGGUAUCGACAUUGAGCGCAUCAACCUGGCCAUCAACUACGACAUGCCGGCGGAUGCUGACUCGUACCUCCAUCGCGUCGGUCGCGCGGGCCGUUUCGGUACCAAGGGUCUCGCCAUCUCGUUCGUUACCAACGACCAGGAUAAGGACGUCCUCAAGUUGAUUGAGAAGCGCUUCGAGGUCGCUCUUCCGGAGUUCCCUAAGGAAGGCAUCGACGCCAGUACUUAUAUGGCCUCUUAAACGUCCAACAUAUGGGGACAUGGGUGUUGUACUGUGACUGCUUAUGGGACUGGUCGCUCCAAGAAGGAAGCUACUCCCGUUAUUUCUUGUAGUGGUUUUCGAUCUGGUCAUCUAGUUAUUUAAGUUUAUGCGGUGCCUGCGUCCCUGUAUUCUGAGACUUUUGGUGGCCUGGGCUUGGCAAUAUGAAAAGAGGAAGCAGUGAUUGGGAGGGAGAUAUGAUCUGUUCGAUUGUCGACUGUCUGAGCAAGUUGGGUCCGUAGGUGACACCAGUUCUAGCUAAUCCAUGCCAGCACCGUCUAUUUUUCCAUGUGUAGCCAGCUCUCGGUGGGAAUCUCAUUGCGCCAUGCACAUCGAA